AUGUGCCAGCUGGAUGUCGCGUGCGUGUUCGCCCUCAUUCGCAAUCACGGAGAGUCCGACUCGGACGAGAAGCUUAUGGCGCGCUCUGCAGAGGUGUUUAGAGUGCCGGGUUUGGACGAAACCUUGCUGCGAUCUGGCAAGGUAGUCCUUCGUAUCGUUGACCUCACGAAGAAAAGGCGGCCAUUUGGCCUGACUCUGGAGGAGUAUGAUGAAAUCAGGAUGAGCGCUACCCAGAUCAUCCACAAUGGGUGGACCGUGAACUUCAACGUCUCUCUAUCGUCUUUCGAGCCUCUCAUUGUCGAAGCGCGCAGACUCAUUGACUUCGCUCUUGGCUCGACGCGUUCACACAAGCCACGCGUGGUAUUCUCGGCAUAUUGGCACACAGACCACAGCUCCGCCGUUCCUGCGGCCGAGCUCAUCGAAACUCCUCCCGAACUCGCCGUUGGCGCUGGGUACUCCGAGAGCAAGUGGGUCGCGGAGCAGCUCCUCUGGCACGCCUCGCAGCAAACCGGCCUCUCCACCACGUCGUGGGUCCCCGCGCUCGUGCGCAUCAGCCAGAAGCUUGGCUGUAUACAGCCCUCCCGCGACGAGAACCUGACCUGGGUCCCCGUCGACGUCGCCGCGGCCGCGCUCCUCGAGAUGACGCGGGCCCAGCGCCCGUCUUGCACCUCCGCUCCCCGCGCCCAGUGCCCUGGGAUACCGUCUUCGCGCCGAUGGCGGCGCGGCUCCGCGUGCCGCUCGUGCCGUACGCGGAGUGGCGCGCGCGCGUCGAGGCGGACGCGGCCGCGGGCGAUGGGAGCGGGCACGACGCCGCGCAGUCUGCUCGCGUUCCUCGAGAGCGCGCGGAUGGGCGGGGCGGAGGGCGCGCUCGACGUCUCGGGAGCGGUGGGGUGCUUGAAGGCGCUCGCGGACGUCGCGCCGCUGUCGGAGGAGGACGCGGAGAGGUACUUGGGGUUCUGGGACAAGGUGGAGUUCGUCAGAUUGCCCGAGUGA
Messenger RNA from Epithele typhae, 993 nucleotides. RefSeq lists its product as uncharacterized. The coding region runs from base 1 to 993 and encodes 330 amino acids. The transcript is spliced from 5 exons. NCBI's taxonomy places the organism in Eukaryota, Fungi, Basidiomycota, Agaricomycetes, Polyporales, Epitheliaceae. The record is from RefSeq and is a predicted model, not a curated record.